Molecule: messenger RNA, 3386 nt
Organism: Phascolarctos cinereus (koala)
Lineage: Eukaryota; Metazoa; Chordata; Mammalia; Diprotodontia; Phascolarctidae
Source: RefSeq, a predicted model, not a curated record
GGCGGCGGCGGCUGCGGCGAGACGCAACACAACAAGUCGAGACGUGGGCCCCGCCGUGGGCCGUGGGCCGCAGCCGGCGCUGGAGGCGGGGCCUCGGCGGCGGCGGCGGCGGGUCGGAGCGCAGGGGGCCGGGGCCGGGGGUAGGACCAACGCUCGCUGCCGCGGCGCGGAUCCCGAGCGGCUGUGACCGUGACCGUGGCCGUGACCGAGACCAGGAGCGAUAUUAUCUUGCCCUGAAAGUUCCAGGACUUAAAGAAAUGCCCAGCGUUGAAAUGCCGGCCGCCAGCAGUGACUGUCCACAUUUGGAGUCCGUGGGCGAAAUAACAAAAGAAAACUUGAUACAGAAAUCUCUUGGCACUUGUCAGGACUGUAAAGUCAGAGGACCGAAUCUCUGGGCCUGUCUAGAGAACCGAUGUGCGUACGUUGGCUGUGGCGAAUCCUACGUAGACCAUAGCACUAUUCACUCUCAGAAGACGAAGCACUACCUCACCGUGAACCUCACCACCCUGCGGGUUUGGUGUUAUGCCUGCACCAAAGAAGUCUUCCUGGAGAGGAAGUUUGGGGCGCCCGUGUCCCUGCCGCAGACGACGAGGCCACAGCCUGCGGCCCCAGAAAGCAGCGUCCAGGACUUCAAGGUGCCUCACCCCACCCUCAAGACUCCUCUGGCCACAGUCUUGGAUGAUCUGGACAGAGACGUGGAGGAAGAGGAUGAGCUAAAGGCAAGAGGUCUCACGGGUCUGAAAAACAUCGGCAAUACUUGCUAUAUGAACGCUGCUUUGCAGGCUCUUUCUAAUUGCCCGCCUCUGACCCAGUUCUUUCUUGAUUGCGGAGGACUGGCCCGAACAGAGAAGAAGCCAGCCAUCUGUAAAAGCUAUCUCAAGCUGAUGACAGAGCUAUGGCACAAGAGCAGGCCUGGGUCUGUUGUUCCAACUAAUUUGUUUCAAGGAAUUAAAACUGUCAACCCAGCAUUUCGAGGUUACUCCCAACAGUUUUUCCAGGCAAGAAGAGGUGUACGAUCCCACCUUCCUGUAUCAUUCCAGAAGACGCCCAGGGAAUUCCUCCGAUGUUUAAUGGACCUGCUUCAUGAGGAGCUCAAAGAGCAGGUCAUGGAGACUGAGGACGGGGGCCACUCCUGGACAGGCGAGGAGAGCCUGGAAGAGGACAAGAGCCCGUCAGAGAUGGACUUCCAGUCAUGUGAGUCAUGCGGGAGCAGCGAGAAAGCCGAGAACGAGACAGGCUCCCGCGGUCUGAUGGAGGACCACAUGGAAACAGCCAUGUUAAUCCAGGAGGAUGAGAACAACAUUAGCCCCGGGGUGGUGAAAGAAAAAGCUCUGUGGAACAAGGCAAGCCCCAAGAGUCCUGAGGACGACGUGGAGAAAGAUGUAGACACUUUGUCAGAGAUGGUGGACGUUUUAAACAGCCAGGAAACCGUCAAAGUGCAGAUUCACAGCCGGCUUUCAGAACAUGCCCCUGAUGGUCACUCAAACGACCAUCUCCCAUCGAGUGAAGGAGGCAAUCCACGCUUGUCUGCGAGCCCUCCCAAAUCAAGCUCCCUGUGGCCAGGUGCAGUCUCUGGCCACAAAAGAGCCCUGCCGGCCCCAUCUCCCAAGAGGAGAAAGCAGCAGAAGAGAUACCGGAGUGUCAUUUCGGACAUCUUCGAUGGGACGAUCGUGAGCUCCGUGCAGUGUCUGACUUGUGACCGGGUGUCGGUGACGCUCGAGACCUUCCAGGACCUGUCCCUGCCCAUCCCUGGCAAAGAGGACCUGGCGCGGCUACACUCUGCAAGUCACCCCACCGCCAUGGUCAAGGCGGGCUCCUGCGGGGAGGCGUACGCGCCCCAAGGCUGGAUCGCCCUGCUCAUGGAGUACUUACGCAGGUUUGUUGUCUCCUGCGUCCCUAGCUGGUUUUGGGGUCCAGUAGUGACCUUGCAAGACUGUCUCGCUGCCUUUUUCGCCAGAGAUGAGCUCAAAGGUGACAACAUGUACAGUUGUGAAAGAUGCAGAAAAUUGAGAAACGGCGUGAAGUUCUGUAAGGUGCAGAAGUUUCCUGAGAUUUUGUGCAUCCACCUGAAGAGGUUCAGGCACGAGCUCAUGUUUUCCACCAAAAUCAGCACCCACGUGUCUUUUCCUCUUGAGGGCCUUGAUCUUCAGCCCUUCCUCGCCAAGGACAGCCCCACCCAGAUCGUGACCUAUGACCUGUUGUCAGUCAUCUGUCACCACGGAACCGCGAGCAGCGGACACUACAUCGCCUACUGCCGCAACAAUCUCAACACCCUGUGGUACGAGUUCGAUGACCAGAGCGUCACUGAAGUCUCGGAAGCGACUGUGCAGAAUGCAGAGGCUUACGUGCUUUUCUACAGGAAGAGCAGUGACGACGCGCAGAAGGAGCGGCGGCGCGUGUCCAACUUGCUGAACAUGAUGGAGCCGAGUCUCCUGCAGUUCUACGUCUCUCGCCAGUGGCUGAACAAGUUCAAGACCUUCGCGGAGCCUGGGCCCAUCUCCAAUCGUGAUUUCCUCUGCGUUCACGGAGGUGCCCCCCCACGCAAAGCCGGCUACAUCGAGGACCUCGUGGUGAUGCUACCUCAGAACAUCUGGGACAAUUUAUACAGCAGGUACGGGGGAGGACCGGCCGUCAACCACCUGUACGUGUGUCACACCUGCCAGAUAGAAGCAGAGAAAGUGGAAAAAAGAAGAAAAAUGGAGCUGGAAAUGUUUGUGCGGCUGAACCGGGCCUUCCAAGAGGAGGAGUCGCCGGCUGCGUUUUUCUGCAUCAGCAUGCAGUGGUUCAGAGAGUGGGAAGGGUUUGUGAAAGGGAAAGAUGGAGAUCCCCCCGGUCCCAUUGAUAACACUAAGAUUGCCAUCAGCAAGGGUGGUAGCGUCGUCCUCAAACAAGGGGCAGACUCGGGGCAGAUUUCUGAAGAAACGUGGAAUUUCCUUCAGUCCAUCUAUGGCGGAGGGCCAGAGGUUAUUUUGCGCCCACCCGUCGCCCCUGUCGACCCUGACGUGCUGCAAACAGAGGAGAAGAUUGAAGUGGAGACUCGGGCCCUCUGACCAUGACGUCCACGGGAAAUCCUUCCCGCUUGCACAAAGAAAAAACCAUUCCUGAAAGCAUGUUUAUUUUCUUGCUUUUCGACCUUUCCCCCCUUUCUUCCUCCUCACUGGGCAUUACAGUUGUGGAUGAGUAUGUCGUGACUCGGCACCCCCUGUAGGUGGAGCGUUUAAUGCUAAACAAUUUACUGUGAAGUUUUUCCAAGGCCACGUUUUGAAAGGGAUGAGCUCCGUGUCUCAAGGUUGUUCAAUCAGCGGACAGUAGGUCAUUGAUCUUUUUUACCACAUGUAUCCUUUGUAGACUUGUACAAUAAAAUGGCUUUUAGAAUGUUUCUCCAA